UAUUUUCUACGGCCAUGGCGGCACUGCGGCCAUUGCUUCGGCGAUGCGCCGCUGCUACCGCGCAAUCGCGAACGCCGCUGCGCUUUUCGGCAUCGUCACCAGCGGCGGCGGCGUCCACGGCGAUCCCUGAUGAUGAUCCGGCGAAGCUGCUGCAUAACAAGAAUGUGAGUCCCCAGGGUUUUAGAGAUCAGGCUCCCGCGAAAGUGGUGUUGUACCAAGCGCGCUGGAUGCGACCGCUGCGGCUUGUCGUGAGGCUCAAGGUAAUUCAACUGGCGGGAUUUGCAGCCAUAGCAGCUCCAUUAGCAAAGUACGUGAAAGAGGGGACAUUGUCUGCCGAGGCUGUAGCAGCAUCUCUUGGCGUCACUUUUGGAGCUGUUGGAGCAACGCUCGCUCUCUGGUACUAUUCCCGUAGAUACAUUGGCGAGCUCUCGCUUGUUCCACCUCUUCCAGAAUAUGUAGAGAUCAGCACAAUGAACUUCUGGGGCCACCGCGAGAAUUUACGUGUUCGAGUAAGUAAGAUUGAUCCACCAUUUCUAAAUGCCACCCCGACCGACCUUUCUCGAAUGGCGACUAAUGUGUUCGUACCUCUGCCUGUAAUGGGGCAUCGCCAGUUCAUCUUGAAUUUAAUUCACGGGCAUCUCUACCACAAACGCUUGCUCUUCGCUCUUCUCAGCGGAACGCUGGAUCCCAAAAACUUCGAGGAUCUACUGGACAAGAAGAAACCGCCUACAUCUUAAAGCAUCUGUUCGAGCUUCUCACGAGU
Messenger RNA from Selaginella moellendorffii, 763 nucleotides. RefSeq lists its product as uncharacterized. The record is from RefSeq and is a predicted model, not a curated record. Lineage: Eukaryota; Viridiplantae; Streptophyta; Lycopodiopsida; Selaginellales; Selaginellaceae. The transcript is spliced from 7 exons. Gene Ontology annotation, cellular component: mitochondrion. Bases 15 to 737 code for a protein of 240 amino acids.